AUGUCUAUAAGUUACAUACCUGUUGAAUCUGUUUCCCCGAUUUUUCGAUUUUUUUAUUUAAAACCACAAGAUAGCUGCAUAUCAUUAAUAGCAGCUGAAUCGACAGGAAUGAAGUUCUUUUGUUUAUUGUUGAAUUUCUUUACUACUUCAUUUGAUCAACUCCCAGAUGUCCUGGGAGCAGCUAUUUUAAAAAUGGCAUUACUGUUUCAUGACCUCGGGAGGCUUAUUAAAGCGUUCACUUCUAAGAUGAGGUCAUUUAUCGUUUCGCUGUUAUCAACAUUCUUCGUCUGCCCUGUAGAUUGUAUAAUCGUGACAGAAUCAUGGACAGUUUCAGGAAGCCAAGCAUCAAAUCUCCAUAAUGAGAAGCGUGCAUUACAUCUGGACACCCCUCCCCUUUCUUCCGACUUUUGGUUGGCCAAAAAUGCAAUGGAUUGUGCUGUAAAAAUGCUUGAGGAGAAUCUGGACGCGAGUAAGCAUCCUUGCAAUCCUGGCAGCAUUGGUGAGGGAGAAAAUAUUUAUGUUUUAAAGACAAACGACUUAUCAUCUGCUGUUGUAUAUGAUCUUGCUCCAGCUGUCAGACAAUGGUACUCUGAAUACGAUCUUCUCAAUAUUGAUGAUAAUAUGUGGAUAUAUUCAGCUGACAGUAGAAUAGUUGGUCACGUCACACAGUUGCUAUGGAGCUCCACAACUCGCGUUGGAUGUGGGGGUGCAUAUGGGGAUGAAGCAGGGACUCGUACUAUUUACAUUGUAUGUCGCUACAGUCCACAAGGAAAUGAAUACUCCGGAAGUGCCCUUCUGGAAAAUGUUCAUGCUUUAAAAGAAACUCCAUGCUUUAACGAAUUACCAGAGGAGUUAUGUGCAUUGGCUGAUUGUACAGGCGCAUAUAAAGAAAUGUAUCUACGAGACUGUCGUAUGACAUGUCAAACAUGUUAAACCGUAUUGGUAAAUUUAUGCAUAUUCUAGAGUGUCAAAUAACCUUUCAAAGUCUUCCUCUUCAUUACAUCCAGCCCACUUUCCCUCAUCCCCGCCCCCACCCUCUAUUUCUUGAGCUUAUCAAAGCAUUUAUUUCAAGCAUCUAGCUAAUUGACUUUUGACGGUAAAACAUAUUAGAGUACAAGUAGCUCUCCAACCUUACACUUGGGGAACGAUUAAAAGUCUAUGGGCAAGUUAAAAUAUUCACUAAUUUCAACUUGCCGGGCAUUUUCUGCUGACCAAAGAAACAUAUCUGAAGUUUCUAAAAUCAGCUUUUUAAUGGGUAAAAAAAUGUAGUUACAGUUUGAUCAUUAACGGGCUGCUUUCUGUUCUAAAAUUGUUAUUUCAAAAAGAAGCGUUUCUUUCAAAAUAGCAGUUUACAAGUUUUAAAGAAACUUUUUCAAAAACAGUGAUUUUAUAAUUUGCGUGAACCUUAUUCUUUCUGGAUUUUCUUGGAAUAGAACUUGUCGUCUAUAAGAGAUUUCUAUUAAAAAAAAUUAUAAAAUAUUGUUUGAUAAACUAAUUCUUUCUUUUUUUGUAUUUACUCGUGUAUAUUUUUAUGUGUGCGUCAAGUUAGUUUAUAAUAUAUUCUUUUGAUUCGAAAUACAUGUUGGCAGUGCUCCCUCCACGUUCUGUAUUAUGUACAUGUUCUUGAUUUAUAUAAAAAUAACGUGCAGUUUGGGGUCAGGUCUGAAGUUGAUAUAAGGGUACAAGGUCUUAAACGGCAAGCUGGUUGCUUAAGACUGUUCGUUCAAUAUAAUGUCAUUAGCAAAAAUGCUGACAUUAGCAAUUUAUUGACCUAAUUAUUAUUUAAGGGCUAGA
This is a messenger RNA of Hydractinia symbiolongicarpus, 1794 nucleotides long. RefSeq lists its product as uncharacterized. The record is from RefSeq and is a predicted model, not a curated record. The transcript has 9 exons. Lineage: Eukaryota; Metazoa; Cnidaria; Hydrozoa; Anthoathecata; Hydractiniidae. The coding region runs from base 1 to 933 and encodes 310 amino acids.